CUAAAACGCGCGACUAUUUGCGCCCAGCCUAGUCACCGAUCUUCUCCACACCACGAUGGCAUCGCAGAAGGGGGCGCACUACCACCAGGCACUCGCCCACGCCCUCACCGCCGGCGCAUGGUCCCACGCCGCGCCCGCCACCACGCCCCGUGCGGCGCCCCUCUCGUGGCCCGAGCUCGUCCGCAAGUGGGGCAAGCACACCCAGCACAACACCGCCCUCGUCCACCGCCUGCGGGACAUCUCCCUCCUCUACCUCGCCAGCACGGGCCGCCCCUCGCACUCCCGCCCCUUCCUUGCGCCCCCGCGCCCCGGCCCCCACCCGAGCCCGUCCCCGCCCGCCUCCGCCGAGAGCGAGUCCCCCACCGCCUCCUCCUUCGUCCACGUGCCCCGCCCCCAUCUCCGCCGCCGCCGCCCCGCAGACGACGCCCCCGCCGCCGCCCGCCCCGCCGCGUUCCUCAGCGCCGCCGACCUCGACGGCGACGACGCCCAGGACCAGCGCGCGUGGAGCGAGGGCGAGGCGUGGUGGGCCGCCGUCCCGCCCGACGAGACGAGCGACGGCGCCGGCGAGCUCGAGGCGCUGCUCGCCAGCGGGCACCUGCCGCCCGCCGAGCGCGAGUCCGCCAAGCUCGUCCUCGCAUACCACCUCCAUGCCGCCGGCGCACACGACGCGGCGCUGCGGCGCUACGACACCGUGGACUGGGCCACGGACGCCAGAGCAGGCGUCGUCGAGGGCGACGCGGCCGUCGUCGACAGGCUGCGCGCACGCUGUCUCCAGGGCCUCUGCCACGAGCUCUCGUCGACGCCCAGCCCCGCGCUCGCGCUCCAGGCCUACCUCGCCACCGUCCCGCUCUUCCACGCCCUCGCCGCGCCGUCCUUCGACGCCUGCCGCGAGGCCUGCCGCUUCCUCGCCACCGCCCUCUUCCGCGCCGCCAUCCUCGCCGCCCGCCAGCCCGCCGGCGCACGCGCACAGACCCUCGCCAUCCUCCGCACCUUUCACGCCUGCAGCGCGUCCUGGCCCGCCUCCUUCAGGCCCGUCCAGCGCCAAAAGAUGCUCGUCCUCUACCUCCGCGCUCUGCUCUCUCCCUCGCCCGCGCCGGCCCUCCCGAGACAGCAGUGGGAAAAGCAGGUAUCGCUCGCACUCACGAACGGCCAGGCCCUGCUCGAGCAGAGCACCACCUUCCCGCGAGCCGGCUCCGUCAACCACCCCGUCGUCCUCUUUGCCCAGCUCGCCGUCCAGCUCUACACCCUCCUCCCGCGCUCCCGCGCCCUUUCCGACCAGGUCGUCGGCCUCCUCUGGUGGGCGACCACACUCACCUUUCAGUCCCAGUCCAUCCUUCGCGCCCUUAUCCGCGUCCUGUCUGACAGAGAAGAAUACAGCGACGCUAAACGUGUGUUCGAGCUCUACGUCGGGCUCGUACUCAAGGCGCGGCAAACGGCCCAGCCCGAGAUCGCCCUCCAGCUCCAGCGCCGGCCGACAGACGACGAUGCCGCCCACCCCGCCGAGAUCCAACGCCAGGCAUCCCAAGCGACCCGCACCGCCGACCCGUCGCCCGAAGCAGAUGCGCUCGUGAGACAGGCAACGUCCGCAUCACACGAGGCGGAUGACGAUACCGAUUUCGUGCAGACCCUGUUGGCGGGAGCGAAAUUGCUGACGGAAGGGAUGAAUGAGCCGGAAGAAGCGUGGAGGUAUGCGUGUCUCGCUGGGGAUGUGGUCCAGGUCGGUAAGCUGGCACAUAACAAGGAGCUUGAGGCGAGCGUCGAGCAAGUCAAGGGGAUCGUUCGAAUGCUCAUGGCUCGGAACGUAACCCCGCACGAACGAGCAAACUACCAGUCCCAGUCCCUCAACCACCUCGCAUUCUCCACCACCAUCGCACCCACCCCCACAUCCCUCUACCACCUCGCACACGCCUACGCCCAGGCGCGAAAAAUCCCACAGGCGAUCGACGCCAUCCGCAAGAGUCUCGAGAUGGACGAGAAGAAUGUAGAGGCGUGGCAUCUUUUGGGUAUCUUGUUGACGAGUAUGCGGGAUUGGGAAGCGGCUAGAAAGGCGGUCGAGGCCGGGUGGAGAGUGUGGGAGGAGACGGACGAAAACGAACGGCGGAUGGAGGAGGGUGUGGAAGACGGUGCGGCGGCGCAAGAUUUGAUGGCCACAAGGCCUGAAAUCAGCUCGAAAGAUUUUGCUGCGCCUUUUACCGACACCGCCGCUUCGUCACCUCUCGUCCUUCCCACAGGUGCAUUCCCACCCCUCCCACCCCUGCCCGCGUCCCCGCCCACAUCCUCUUACAGACUCGCCCAGGUCAUCAGGCUGAGAAUGACGCUGAAUAUGAUUAUCGAAAAGACGAUGGGUUGCGAAGAGGCAAUGGUGAGGCAACAAGACUUGUUUGCAUUCUUCUCCGCCAGGUGUUCGCUCGCGGUAGCCAAUAGGCAGCCACAGUCCGGUGCUGCUGGUGGCGAGAAGAAAGAGGUGCCGGAUAGGGAAGAAGGGUUGGGUGAGAGUUUUGUGAAUAUCAAAGAACAGGAAAAAGAUUCACCGAUCCCGAUUACGGCCACCAGUCCCGACGGAAUACCUACUCUCGCGACCCCUAUCCCGCCUACACCCACAUCCCUCGACCCGGCGCCGCUCCCCACAGAGGUGCAGAUGAUCAACGAAAACACACUCACACCAUUCCGCAGCGUAUCCGAAAAGGGCCGACGACGCCGGUCUUUAUCUUUAUCGUUACGAUCCAAGAGUAGUAAACCCAAAAACCAACUAGGUGUUUUACCAGCACGUGGUGGUGGUGGUGGACGUACGGCGAGUCUACGCGGGGCAGUGUUAUCUGGAGAAAUGGAAAAGGCGACCGAUUACGGCGGCCUCCAACCAUUGGCACUCGUCGGUGCCAACCCGCGAGGCCGCACCGUCUCCCACUCCACCGCGCCCUCCAUCGUGCCCACAGCCAUUCACUCACACUACCGUUCCUCCCGCGCACGUCCCUUUCCCUCCCCUCCCCCCGCCCCGCCCCCGCCAUCCGCACCCUCCAAACCUUCACCCCUCGAUAACCGUUCCCCACAAGAAAAACGUAUCCUGAGCGAUCUAUGGCUCGCCUCGGCCGCGACGUUUAGGCGAUGGGGUAAGCUGGAGCAGUGCUUGGUGAGUGUGAUGGAAGCGGAGGGGCUGGAUCCUGGGAAUGAAGAUGUCUGGGUUCAGCUCGGGAUGUAUCAUGUCGCGAAUACGGCAAUGACAAUGUCUUCAAAAGCUUCAGCCGGAAAGGAGGAGGAGGAGGACGAUGACGGAGAAAAAGAACGAGUGUGGAAACCGGCGGAAGAAGCAUUUUCCAAAUCCCUCUUACUCAAAACCGACCAUCCACCAGCGCUCGUCAGUCUCGCCAAACUCUACCUCUCCACAAGCACUUUCCAAAACCUGUCGACCUCGACCCCGACGGACCACGCGCCAAAAAGGUACCAGGGUGCCGAUCUGGCUGAAUCGUUGCUCAACCCGUUCACACAGUCGAUCGGAUGGGAUAUCCCCGAAGCCUGGUACUUGCUCGGUCAUGUGGCGAGGGUGCAGGGGAGAGAGGAGAGAGCGAGAGAGUGUUGGGAGUUUGCGUUGGGAUUGGAGCAAGGGAGAGGAAUUAGGGAUUGGUCGUGUUUGAAGAGGUGGCUAUAGUUUCUUCUUCCUUCUUUCGUUCUAAAUUCAAAAACAGGUUUUCAAAGAUAUACAUGUGAUGGAAUAUGG
Cryptococcus deneoformans JEC21 is the source of this 3712-nucleotide messenger RNA. RefSeq lists its product as hypothetical. NCBI's taxonomy places the organism in Eukaryota, Fungi, Basidiomycota, Tremellomycetes, Tremellales, Cryptococcaceae. The coding region runs from base 56 to 3643 and encodes 1195 amino acids. The record is from RefSeq and is a predicted model, not a curated record. The transcript has 4 exons. Gene Ontology annotation, molecular function: protein binding.